Messenger RNA from Octodon degus (degu), 2891 nucleotides. It is a transcript of the gene Tmx3, whose product is annotated as thioredoxin related transmembrane protein 3. Gene Ontology annotation, biological process: peptidyl-cysteine oxidation. Gene Ontology annotation, cellular component: endoplasmic reticulum. Gene Ontology annotation, molecular function: protein disulfide isomerase activity. Lineage: Eukaryota; Metazoa; Chordata; Mammalia; Rodentia; Octodontidae. The record is from RefSeq and is a predicted model, not a curated record. The coding region runs from base 136 to 1518 and encodes 460 amino acids. The transcript is spliced from 16 exons.
GCGCUGAGGAGGCGAGGUUGCCCUGCCCCGCCCCCGGCCUCGCCGCCGAGCUUCCCUUCAGCGUCUCCUGUGCCGGCCUCCGUUUCCGGGCGGGCUGCAGGCGCCGUUCUUUCUCUCCAGUUGCUCGUUCCGCUGAUGCGUUUCUCCAUGGCGAGCGUGGCAGGCCAGUGGAGCCGGGCUGUGGGGCUCUGCGUUACAGUCCUUUUAUUUGAUGUAGCUUUCUGUAGAGGAUUUGUACAAGAUUUAGAUGAAUCGUUUAAAGAUAAUCGAAAAGAUGACAUUUGGCUUGUAGAUUUUUAUGCCCCAUGGUGUGGCCACUGUAAAAAACUGGAGCCAGUCUGGAAUGAAGUUGGUUUUGAGAUGAAAAGCAUUGGAUCGCCAGUGAAAGUUGGAAAGAUGGAUGCUACUUCCUAUUCUAGCCUUGCUUCAGAGUUUGGAGUUCGAGGUUAUCCAACAAUUAAGCUAUUAAAGGGGGACUUGGCAUAUAAUUACAGAGGACCACGGACUAAAGACGAUAUUAUUGAGUUUGCUCAUAGAGUAUCUGGGGCUUUAAUUCGGCCGCUUCCAAGCCAGCAGAUGUUUGAACAUGUAAAGAAGAGACAUCGUGUAUUUUUUGUUUACAUAGGUGGAGAAUCACCAUUGAAAGAGAAAUACAUAGAUGCUGCUUCAGAAUUGAUUGUAUAUACCUACUUCUUUUCUGCCUUAGAAGAAGUUGUUCCUGAGUAUGUGACACUUAAGGAGAUGCCUGCUGUGCUUGUUUUCAAAGAUGAAACUUACUUUGUUUAUGAUGAAUAUGAAGAUGGUGAUCUCUCAGCAUGGAUCAGUAGGGAAAGGUUUCAGAAUUAUCUUACUAUGGAUGGCUUCCUCUUAUAUGAACUUGGAGACACAGGGAAGCUUGUGGCUAUCGCAGUUAUUGAUGAGAAAAAUACAUCCAUUGAACAUACCAGAUUAAAGUCAGUUAUUCAAGAAGUUGCUAAAGAUUACAGAGACCACUUUCAUAGGGAUUUUCAGUUCGGCCAUAUGGAUGGAAAUGACUACAUAAAUACCUUGCUGAUGGAUGAAUUGACAAUCCCAACUGUGGUUGUACUGAAUACUUCAAAUCAGCAAUAUUAUUUGCUAGACAGACAAAUUAAUAAUGCCAAAGACAUGGUCCAGUUCAUUAAUAACAUUUUGGAUGGCACAGUAGAAGCCCAAGGAGGUGAUAGUAUUUGGCAGAGAUUGAAAAGAAUAGUAUUUGAUGCUAAAUCUACUGUUGUGUCUAUAUUCAAGAGCUCACCUCUCAUGGGCUGCUUCCUCUUUGGCUUGCCGUUGGGUGUCAUCAGUAUCAUGUGCUAUGGAAUCUACACAGCUGACACAGAUGGAGGUUACAUAGAAGAACGAUAUGAAGUAGUAUCUAAAAGUGAAAUGGAAGCUCAACAACAAAUAGAAAGCAAAGAACAACAGGAACCGAGGCGGGGAGAAUCUUUAGUGCCUACAGUGCAAGAACCCAAGGAUGUAUUAGAAAAGAAGACAGACUGAGACUUUGUAAGCAUAAAAUAUUUGAUAGCGUUUCAAAUUAUUAAAGUCUAUUUAUUGAAUUUAAGAGAUUUAACUAUAAUAUUUACAGAAGAAAACAUGUUAUUUGUAUUUUGCUAAUAUCAACUGCAUGGGUUAAAGUACUCUUUCCAUAAAUGUGGAGAUGUUUGGAGCAAAGAGAUGAACAAUUUGUGGAAAACAAAACCAAAUCACUCCAUCAGGGUUUCCCUAGUGUUAUUAUAUAACAGAUUAGUUCUAUUUGCAUGUUUCUCUGUCUGAACAUUCUGUGGCAGAGUUAAUAUUUUGAGCCAGAAUAUUUAAAUUGGCCAGUCAGCUAGAAGAUACAUGUUUGAUAUAGAAAAACAAUACUUCCACUGCCUACCUUCCAUUCUCAUAUAUUUUGGCUAAGAUUUAUAUGGAAAAAAAUGAAGUCUUUAAAGUGUAGGCACUUUAAGGAGAUCUUGGAAAUUUUUCCAUUUAUCAGAAUAAGGUUAUAAGGUUAAAAUACUGUAUUGUGGUUUUAUAUAGCAUAGUGACUUUAUUUUAUUAGUUAUUUUUAAAAGAGAGAAAAUGUUACUUUUUAACUUUUUACUCAGUUGCAUUACUAUAGAAUUUUCAUAUGGGCCUGUAUAGUCAGGGAAAAAGUUUUGUGAUUGACCUUUGUAAAGUAACCAGGAUGUACAGGAAACAGUGGCUUCAGCUCAUGGUCUAGGAGUACUCUUUAACCAGAUUUCUCAUUGAUCAUUGCAGGAAGGAAACAUCUCUGUUAAUCCUACCUUGCUUUAGCCAAAGCAGCCAAGUUGUUUUUGUUCGUUUCAUUUUUAUUUGACAUAUUGAAAUUUCUUCUGAACUUUCCCUUGAUGAAAGAAAGCAUUUGCAUUUUGAAAGGUAGUGUAUAUCAUAUUUUUGUUAAUGGCAUAUAAACUCUAUAAUAAAUAAGUCCAAAAUGUAUAUGUAUUUGCACAUAAGAAAUUUAUCAUCACAUAUCUCUUAACUACUGCCAUGGCAUGUUUGAGCUCAUAGUGAUUGAUAAGUCAUAAAAUCAGCACAUCAAAUGUCAAACAUUACAUCCAAUCAAGGGAACAGGUUGGUGUAUUUAUUAUGGAUUUUUUUUAAGACUUCAUAUUUGAUAACUUAUUCAGGUAGCUAUUCCUUGAGUAAUGUAGUUACCCAUUGUAAAGAAUUUUAUUGAGUAUUUAAAAAUGUUUAGUCAAUUUAAAACUAUGUAAUUUAUGGUCUUGACACUGAAGUUAUUUAGGGCUUAGUUGCCCAGGGCAGCUUUUGGUUCUUUCUGAUGCCAUACUAAUCAAGUCAAUCCUGAAACUAUUGUAUUUAAGUGCUAAAGAAUCACUAAUAAUUACUUCAUCAUGUCCAUA